AUGGUCAAGGAAGAGGCCUCUGAGCAGGUCGUCAAGGUCCAGGGCGUGGAGGAAAACCUGAAGCGUGAGGCGUCAAGCUCUCCUCCGUCAGGCAGCGCAAGACUCGAGCCGCUAUCCGAGCCUGCUGCAUCUUCAAAGCGCUUGAAGACGGAACAAGAGGUGCCAUACACCGGUGGCAGUACAGCACUCAGCGCAAGACACGAACCGCUCCCCGAGGAUUCCGCAUCGGAAAAGCCCUUGAAGACGGAGCGAGACGUACCGAACACAAGUGGCAGCACAGCGCUAUCCAUGAGCAUUCCGAGCCGAACGGACGAGGGCAGAGCGGCUCGAGAAGCCGACGUCGGCAUCGUGCAAUAUGUGAGCCCUGACUUAGUAGGGCUUGAGGGCGGUGUGAUCAAGCAGCGGUGAGAUGAGAUAAUCUAGGAAGUCUCCUCUUGAUCCAUGGCUCACGUACUCACGCAAGGUGCUCCCGUAGCUUUUCGGAUUUCCAGGUCUUCGAGAUCGAACCUGGAGGCAAAGUCUGCCGGAUCGUCUCCCUAGAUCCACCCACAGCAGAGCAGGGCGGCGAUGGUCUCUACGAGGAAUUAGAAAUAGAGCGCGCAGAAGCAGCAGACUCAAGUGGUACCUUGCGUCAAGAGCGCAUACAGCGCCAGAACGCAGAGUGCGAAGAGCGUAAGGCCGCUGCGGAAGCUGCCAAGCAGCGUGAAGCUGAGCGUACUUGGGUGUGGGUUGAGACGGUCGACGAGAACGCGCAAAGCGAGCUUGUCGCAGUGUUGGGCCAGGAAGCAGUAGACUCUCUGAAAGAGCUGUGGGAAAAAGGACCACCGCCUCGCAGCUCUGCUUCGUCUUGGCGCGGAGGGGGCAGGGGCCGAGGACGAGGUCGCGGAGGAAGGGGAGGUGGUCGUGACACGGAGGCGCGAGACGCCGCGAGCUCUGGCCCAUUCGUCCUCUCAGAUGUGAGAUGACGGACCGAUGGCAUGGCAUCUGUUGCGGCGAGCUCACAGUUUCUAACUACAUUCACAGCCGUUGGCAUCAAAGGAGCAACGCACAGCAGCACAUCAGCUGGUCAGGAGCGUCUUCGAAGGAUCGCUGCAGAGCGAGGCGCUAGAAGCCCAUCGAAACCCCAACACUGUCCAGAGCAAAGACGGGCCACCUGACGACGAUGCAAUCGCAAACGGUGAAGCGCCCAAGCCACCCGAAGGGCUCCCUAUCCGCAUCACCUGGGGCGAUACGAGACAGCGUAGUCAGCGCGAGAAUGGUCAAGACAAAGGACGAGACAAGAAAGGUGCGUCGAUAUGCACGAUGCAAGACGAGGCACUCUUCCUGCUGAGACCGUGACCGUUGUGCCUCCGUCAGAUGCAAAAUUGCUACCGCCGUACGUCCACUUCCUCAUGCAGAAGUCCAACCGAGACUCUCAUGAUGCCCUUGCCAUCCUUGGGCGCGCUCUGAAUCUAGGUGGCUACGGCUCACUCCAUGGCAAAGCGCUCGGCGACUUAGCUAUUGCUGGCACAAAGGACAAACGUGCUACCACAGUCCAACGGGUCUCUUACAAAAGAGGACGUCGCACGCUCGAUGAAGUGUACAAACUCGUCAAUGGGGUCGGCAAAGAACGCGACGAUCCAUAUGGGUCAAGAGGCGGGCGGGGCGGCUCGCAGCGCGGUGGAAGAGGUCGAGGGGGUGCUCAAAGAGGCUACGGCACUCGAAAGACGCUACUCGAUGCGGUCACGCAGCGUGCUGACCGCGCGGUGCGAAUAGCACAUCUUCAGUACGCCGACGCUCCGCUUCACCUCGGCGAGCUGGAAGGCAACGCGUUCGUUGUAACCUUACGAAACGUCAAGGUCAAGGACGAGAGCAUGAUUGGAAAGAGCGUGGACAUACUGUCCACAAAAGGCUUCAUCAACUAUUUUGGUGCGUUCAGUGUGACCGUUGCGCUCACAAUUGAGAGCGAGGACUGAGCGGUGUGCCAUUUUGCAUCAGGCCUUCAACGAUUCGGAUCUGGAAGCAUUUCCAGCCAUCACACAGGAAUCGAGCUUUUCAAGGGUAACUAUCAAGCAGCCGCCGAUGGAAUCUUGGCCUCGCGCCCUGGCGAUUCCCCGGAAGAGAGCAAGGCACGCCAGGCGUACUCGGAAGGCUAUAUUUCAGAAGCCUACGACAUGCUACCUCGCUACAACGUCCCCGAGCGAGCCAUCUUAGAACGCAUGAGAAAAGACCUUGAUGCUGACGGGAAACCAAAAAACGAUUGGAAAGGCUAUUUUCUCGCUGUGAGUCGGCGAUUCUGAGCGUGAUGUUGCCUUGUUGUGAAGCUAAAGCCACGAGAAGCCGCGUCUCACAGAUUCCCAAGAGCUUACGGAUCAUGUACGUGCAUGCGUAUCAAUCCUACGUUUGGAAUCGCAUCGCCUCUCAACGCGUAGCCCGUUACGGACUCGACAAACCUAUCGUUGGAGACACUGUCGCCCUGGGAGAGGAUGCCGUUCUCGAUGUGGACGAUGAUCAGCAAGACGGUUCUGCUUCCCACACGGAUCAAGCUGACCAGGAAGCUGGUGCCGGUGACGAUUCUAAGCCUGGUACGUCCAGGCUCUUGCUGAAUGCUGCGUGUGCAAAGUCAUGUCUUUGAUAGCUGAUGGCAGACAUUUGUUUCUUAGCUUCGAAGCGCUGGGCUUCGCAGCUGCCUGUGAAGGUUUUGCAAGCCGGCGACUUGGAUCAUUACAGCAUCAACGAUGUGGUCAUUGGGCUGCCAGGCAUAGACGUCUCUUAUCCAGCUGGCUGGAUGGCGGAUUUGUACAAGGAGGUGCUCGCCGAGGAUGGCUUGACAGAAGAUCAUCUCCUCACUUUCAGGUGUGUUUUGCAAGCUUUCUCAAUGUCUGUGCACAAACUCACACCACGCGCCUUACCUGUGCCUUGCAGCGACUUCAAGCUAGGCGGCGCGUAUCGAAAGCUCCUGCAGAGACCUAAAGACGUAUCAUGGAGCCUGAUCAAGUACACCGACACCAACCUCAAUCUAGCGCAGUCCGACGAGGACAAGCUACUGGGAAUAGACAACCCUCCUGAACCUGAUCCCGAAGCACCAUUCGCUGCUUUGCAAGUGCGACUCUCCUUGCCCACAAGCUGCUACUGCACCAUGGCACUCCGAGAGAUCCUCAAGAGCGACACUUCCACGGCGACGCAGAGAGAACUCACACACCGAGGUGAAGACAAUUCGUCUAUGUACAAAGGGACCAAUCGUCACAACCGAGACGCUGUAAAUAAGGUCAACGGAUCACGUCAAAGAGCGUGGGGCGCGCCCAACACAGGAGAUACAGCAAAUGCCACCACUGGAGAUUUGGCCGACGCAGCCAAGGACUCGGAAGAGGGCGUCGAAGUGAAGGCAACGGUAUCCGAUGCCUUCAAGAAGGAGAUGGCUCGCCUUCGCGAGCAACACAAAAAUGCGCCCGCUCAGCAAGAGGAGAACAAUGCAGAUGACGAGGACGCCGCUCGCAACCGAGCCCCACAAGUAUCUCAUUGA
Molecule: messenger RNA, 3502 nt
Organism: Ceraceosorus bombacis
Lineage: Eukaryota; Fungi; Basidiomycota; Exobasidiomycetes; Ceraceosorales; Ceraceosoraceae
Source: the annotation of a GenBank genome assembly